AUGAAUAUUAGAGCCGAAUUAGCCAAGUUUUUAAACCUAUGUUUUGUCUUUUCAUCAGCAUACAUGUUUUGGCAAACAUAUUCAAUUAUUGCAGAUACACAUUCACCAAUUGUAGUAGUAUUAUCAGGAUCAAUGGAACCAGCAUUCCAAAGAGGUGACAUUUUAUUCCUUUGGAAUAGAAAUCAAUAUUCUAAAGUAGGUGAUAUUGUUGUGUAUGAAGUCGAAGAUAAACAAAUUCCAAUUGUCCAUAGAGUAUUGAGAGAACAUCAUAGUACAAAAAAUAAUGGUAAACAAUUAUUAUUAACUAAAGGUGAUAAUAAUGCAGGUAAUGAUAUUCCUUUAUAUGCAGGUAAGAAAACUUAUCUAGCUAAAAAUACAGAUAUUGUGGGUACAGUGAAAGGUUAUUUCCCUCAAUUGGGUUAUGUAACUAUUUGGGUAGCCGAGAAUAAAUAUGCUAAAUUUGCAUUAUUAGGUUUCCUAGCCAUAACAUCAUUGUUAGGAGACGAAUGA
Molecule: messenger RNA, 510 nt
Organism: Maudiozyma saulgeensis
Lineage: Eukaryota; Fungi; Ascomycota; Saccharomycetes; Saccharomycetales; Saccharomycetaceae
Source: the annotation of a GenBank genome assembly